Molecule: messenger RNA, 768 nt
Organism: Equus quagga
Lineage: Eukaryota; Metazoa; Chordata; Mammalia; Perissodactyla; Equidae
Product: protein FAM24A-like
Exons: 2
Coding region: 293-712 (139 amino acids)
Source: RefSeq, a predicted model, not a curated record
AGAUUCUUCCCACUUUCCUUCCUUCCUUCCUUCUCCCUGGAUUUUGCAUUUCAAUCUUGUCCCAUUCAUAAAUAAACCCUGUUCCCUAUCUCUGGGCCAGCUUAGGAUCCUAGGUCUCCCUGGGAAGACUCAUUUGUGUUUUACAUGCAUAAAAAUCUGUGAUUUGGGGUUCAUCCUUCCUCCACUAGAGGAAGCAUCUUGAGUUGCUAAGUGGCUGUGUGGGGAGGGGAGCUUCAUUCACUGCUUGCCUGCACUUCUCUGCCUAGAUAAAUCUAAAGUCAACACCGUAAUUAUGUUCUGCAUUGGUGGCGGUAUCCUGGUGGCCAUGCUCGUGCUGAUAGGUGUUGUCAUCUGUCUUUACGUCCAAGUAGCCAAUGCAUUGAAGGCAGGGAGCCUUAAUUUCAGGCUGGUGUCACGUGUUUGCUUGGGCCCAGCUCUGAACUUCCCAGAUCCCCCCGACACUUGUAACAAAUGGACUGAGAAGAAAAAUUCUAAUCCCAUGCUUGUGUGUGUAUGUCUUUUCUUAAGAGCUCCAAUGGUACCUGCUUGUUUGGCCUUAAAAAAUAAUCCAGCCAUGGUCACCCAGGACAAGGUCGCCACAGCCAUCACCACUGGGUCUUAUCCCAACCUCCAAUGCUGUGACGAGUGUAGCUUGUAUGCCGACUUUGAUUCCCUGCCACCGUGCUUCUGUGACGUAAACGAGGGACUCUGACUUGGGCGGGCACAAAUAUCCUCAUGAGCAAUAUUUCUUAGUACAAUGUUUUAUUA